GCGACCCACCGUGUUUGAUAAACAACAACCAUGAUUGAUACAGAGCAGCAGCCCUUGCUACACACAGAACAAAGCAAAGGCACCCUCGAUUCCUGGCGCUGCAAAUUAGGUGAAAUCCUCGAGGCCCAGCUCUUCCACAAGUUCGUAAUCGCUUUGAUUACUAUUGACGCUACUUGUGUGCUUGCAGAUCUUGCAUAUACUCUCUUGUCUGCCGACUGUACCCCAACAGGUCCAGAGGGUCCCCCGUGGCUCGAAGUUCUGGCUCACAUUUCUCUCGUUAUCACCACAUUCUUCCUCGUUGAAAUUCCUCUCGCCCUUUGGGCCUUCGGUCUCCAAUAUUAUAAUCCCCUCGGGCAGGUCACCCAUGCUCCACUGCACCUGUUUGAUGCUGCCAUCAUCAUAACAACUUUUCUUCUGGAGAUUACCUUGAAGGGUAAAGAAAGGGAACUCGGCGCGUUACUUAUUGUUCUCCGUCUGUGGCGCUUGGUCAAGCUUGUCGGCGGAAUAACCGUGGGUGCCGGCGAAAUAUCAGAAGAAAAUGACGAAGCUCUUCUGGAUGCGCGCCGACAGCUUGAGAGCCUAAAAUCCGAACUUGAAAUUGUCAGUCGUGAGAAUCAAGAACUCAGAGCACGACUGGGAUGGAAUGUUCAAGGGCUAGAGACAGCCGAAUUAUGAUAUUUCCUGCAUAAUCUAUAACGUGGAUAUACAUGAUAGUAGGGCUACAAAAAUUGGUGCGUGGGCAAAGUUCAA
Molecule: messenger RNA, 750 nt
Organism: Desarmillaria tabescens
Lineage: Eukaryota; Fungi; Basidiomycota; Agaricomycetes; Agaricales; Physalacriaceae
Exons: 3
Coding region: 31-675 (214 amino acids)
Biological process (GO): proton transmembrane transport
Cellular component (GO): plasma membrane
Molecular function (GO): voltage-gated proton channel activity
Source: RefSeq, a predicted model, not a curated record